UUACGCAGGAUGUCGGAACCACCUUUCAGACCACGAGAGAAGCUUGUUGAGAAGCAAAAGUAUUUCCAGAAUAUCCAUAAACAUACGUACUUGAAGGGACCAUAUGAUAAGAUUACAUCUGUUGCAAUCCCAGUUGCUUUGGCAGCAACUUCAUUGUACAUGAUUGGACGAGGGAUCUAUAACAUGUCGCAUGGGAUAGGAAAGAAAGAAUGA
Arachis stenosperma is the source of this 213-nucleotide messenger RNA. RefSeq lists its product as uncharacterized. The record is from RefSeq and is a predicted model, not a curated record. Lineage: Eukaryota; Viridiplantae; Streptophyta; Magnoliopsida; Fabales; Fabaceae. The coding region runs from base 10 to 213 and encodes 67 amino acids. The transcript is spliced from 2 exons.